Messenger RNA from Myotis myotis, 3149 nucleotides. RefSeq names its product leucine zipper tumor suppressor 2 (gene LZTS2). Lineage: Eukaryota; Metazoa; Chordata; Mammalia; Chiroptera; Vespertilionidae. Bases 525 to 2522 code for a protein of 665 amino acids. The transcript has 5 exons. The record is from RefSeq and is a predicted model, not a curated record. Gene Ontology annotation, biological process: cell division; negative regulation of canonical Wnt signaling pathway.
GUGUAACCCGAGCCUUCUUUGUCUGCUUCCCAGGGAUUUUCCCGUGUCUGGGGAGUGGGCCGAGAGCGGACCAGGUUUGACAGAGCAGGGAUUGGCGGCAGGAAAGCCCUACAGCCAGCUUGGUUAGGACGGCCAAGUAGGUAGCUUAGCUCUCAAUCACGUGCUACUCGCCCCGUCCCCAGGUCUAAAGCCAAAUCAACCCAGUAAGUUGUGAAGCCAGAGGGCAGCCUCGGGCCACCUCCGAGCUACUGCGGGGCUGGGUUCUGGGUCGGCUGUUGAGGGGGUGCGGGGCAGACCACUCCCUUCCUUGGGUCGGGGGCGCGGCCUCAGCGGCCCCGCCCCGCUCCACCAGGCCGGACCUGGCGGGCGCCCGGAGCCCGGAGCGGGCUUGAGAGCCGGCGGAUCUGCGGCGAGAAGGUGCCCGCGCUGGAGCCGGACCCGGAGCCGGGCAGGAGCUGGAGCGGCGACGCAGGUGGCAUCGGGUUCCCCUGGAGGCCCACGGCCAGGCCAGAGGUUCUGCCGCCAUGGCCAUUGUGCAGACUCUGCCGGUGCCACUGGAGCCCGCUCCUGAGGCCACCACGACCCCACAAGCUCCAGCCAUGGGCAGUGUGAGCAGCCUCAUCUCAGGCCGGCCCUGCCCUGGGGGGCCAGCUCCUUCCCGCCACCACGGCCCCCCUGGGCCCACCUUCUUCCGCCAGCAGGAUGGACUGCUGCGGGGUGGCUGUGAUGCACAGGAGCCACUGUGCCCAGCUGUGCCCCCCAGGAAGACCGUUCCUGGCACCACCUUCACCUACAUUAACGAGGACUUCCGGACAGAGUCACCCUCCACCCCCAGCAGUGACAUCGAGGAUGCCCGGGAGCAGCGGGCACGCAAUGCCCACCUCCGCGGCCCCCCACCAAAGCUCAUUCCUGUCUCCGGAAAGCUGGAGAAGAACAUGGAGAAAAUCCUGAUCCGCCCAACAGCCUUCAAGCCAGUCCUGCCCAAACCUCGAGGGGCGCCGUCUCUCCCCAGCUUCCUGGGUCCUCGGGCCACCGGACUGUCUGGGAGCCAGGGCAGCCUAACACAGCUGUUUGGGGGCGCUGCCUCCUCCUCCUCUUCCUCCUCCUCCUCAGCUGCUGACAAACCUUUGGCACUGAGUGGCUGGGCCAGCGGCUGCCCAUCAGGGACGCUGUCCGACUCCGGCCGAAACUCACUGUCCAGCCUACCCACUUACAGCACUGGGGGUGCCGAGCCGGCCACCAACUCCCCAGGCGGGCACCUGCCCUCCCAUGGCCCUGGGCGGGGCGUACUGCCAGGGCCAGCCCGAGGAGCCCCUACUGGGCCCUCCCACUCGGACAGCGGCCGAUCUUCCUCAAGCAAGAGCACAGGCUCCCUGGGGGGCCGCGUGGCUGGAGGCCUCUUGGGCAGCGGUCCCCGGGCCUCCCCUGACAGCAGCUCCUGUGGGGAGCGCUCCCCACCACCGCCCCCACCCCCUCCGCCCCCUUCGGACGAGGCCCUGCUGCACUGUGCCCUGGAAGGGAAGCUCCGUGACCGUGAAGCAGAGCUGCAGCAGCUGCGGGACAGUCUGGAGGAGAGUGAGGUGUAUGAGGAUCGGCAGCGGCACUGGCAGCGGGAGCGCGAGGCCCAGCGAGAGGACGGGGCGGCCCAGGCGCAGCGGGCCCAGCGAGCUCAGCAGCUGCUGCAGCUGCAGGUGUUCCAGCUGCAGCAGGAGAAGCGGCAGCUGCAGGAUGACUUUGCGCAGCUGCUGCAGGAACGGGAACAGCUAGAGCGGCGCUGCGCUACCUUCGAGCGGGAGCAGCGGGAGCUCGGGCCCCGGCUCGAGGAGACCAAGUGGGAGGUGUGCCAGAAGUCGGGCGAGAUCUCCCUGCUGAAGCAACAACUGAAGGAGUCUCAGGCAGAGCUGGUGCAGAAGGGCAGUGAGCUGGUGGCCCUGCGGGUGGCCCUGCGGGAGGCACGGGCAGCCCUGCGGGUCAGUGAGGGCUGGGUGCGGGGUCUCCAGGAGGCAGCCCGAGCACGAGACCUGGAGCUGGAGGCCUGUUCCCAGGAGCUGCAGCGGCACCGCCAGGAGGCUGAGCGGCUUCGGGAGAAAGCUGGGCAGUUGGACACCGAGGCGGCUGGGCUCCGGGAACCCCCUGUGCCACCUGCCACUGCUGACCCAUUCCUCCUGGCAGAGAGUGAUGAGGCCAAGGCACAGCGUGUGGCAGCCGGGGUUGGGGGCAGCCUGCGGGCCCAGGUGGAGCGGCUGCGGGCCGAACUACAGCAGGAGCGGCGGCGAGGCGAGGAGCAGAGGGACAGCUUCGAGGGGGAACGGCUGGCCUGGCAGGCAGAGAAGGAGCAGGUGAUCCGCUAUCAGAAGCAGCUGCAGCACAACUACAUCCAGAUGUACCGGCGGAACCGGCAGCUGGAGCAGGAGCUGCAGCAGCUCAGCCUGGAGCUGGAGGCCCGGGAGCUCGCCGACCUGGGCCUGGCGGAGCCAGCCCCCUGCAUCUGCCUGGAGGAGAUCACUGCCACUGAAAUCUAGGGCCCUUGGGGUCCCAGCUCCGCAGGGAGCUCUGCUGAAAGGGAACCGCUGCCUCAGGUCCACUGAGGGCCCCAGAGCCACUCGUCCCCUGGGAUCCAGGCCGCUGGGCCUCUGCCAAGACCCCAGGCUGCCCUAUGACUUGGAUCGGACCCCUUGGAGGUCCCUGUGUUCACUAUCACCCAGAGGCUCCUGCUCACUCCGCCUGUUUCACUCCCCACCUGUUGCCAGUGCCACUCUGCCAACCCCAAACGCUCACCAGCUCAACCAGCCAGGGGGCUGGGGAGAGGAAGGAGCUCCCUCGUCUCCACACUCCAAAGCCAGAGAGAGCCAGACAGCGCCAGCUGCUCCAGAUGUGCCUGCCCUACCCUGCCCAUGUUGGGGGACAGGGCUGGGACUGGGGUCUGGUCCCCAGCUUCCAGCUCUGCAGCCUCUCAACUGUGGUGAGGGGGCUAUAGUCAGACCAAAGGAAGAACUCAGAAAUGUCUUGUUUAUUUGUGUUUGUGACCAAGUUGCCCCUCCCUACACCCUGGUGUAUGGCCUCGUUUUCACUUGUAUAUUUUUCACACUGUAAAUUUCUUGUACAAACCCAAAGAAAAAAAUUAAAAAUUUUUUUGAUUUUUAAAAAAA